Oncorhynchus mykiss (rainbow trout) is the source of this 4281-nucleotide messenger RNA. RefSeq names its product integrin subunit alpha E, tandem duplicate 2 (gene itgae.2). Gene Ontology annotation, biological process: cell-cell adhesion; integrin-mediated signaling pathway; cell-matrix adhesion. NCBI's taxonomy places the organism in Eukaryota, Metazoa, Chordata, Actinopteri, Salmoniformes, Salmonidae. The record is from RefSeq and is a predicted model, not a curated record. Gene Ontology annotation, cellular component: external side of plasma membrane; integrin complex. Gene Ontology annotation, molecular function: integrin binding.
CAUCACCUCAUAGCAUUGAGCACACCAGAAUAACUUUUUUCAUGUGCAGUGUACGGAAGAGCAUUUAUCAGAAGUUAUAAAAAAAACUUUUGAUAGGUUAUAAGCAAGUUACGAUCAGACUGAUUUGGUUUAAGCAGUUUAUUUUUCUCAGACCUAACAUGUUCCACUAGAAACAUGAUUCGAGGACACAUUUUGCUAACUGUGAUAUGCACAGUAGCAGGCUUCAACAUUUUCACAAAACCAGUAAAGCAUUUUCCGAACGAUGAUAAACUAUUUGGGCAAACUACUGUUCAGUCUAAAGCUGGGGUAUUGGUUACAUCACCAAAUUCUAGACCCCAGAAAGUAUUCAGCUGUGGUCUGGAAAAAUGCACAGAACUCAAUAUCUCAGACAAUGCAGGUAAAGGACUCCGACCCAUCGUGGCAUUGACCAACAGUUUGACUGGGGAGAAGGAGCGGCACAUGGUCUGCCAACAGGUCAGGAAGAAGAAGAACACGAAUGAGGAUCUUAAUGCAAACUGUACACUCCUGUCUGGCCUUCUGAAGCAUAAGUUGUAUUAUCCUGCCACGCUAGUUGUAGAUCAACUGGAAAGAAACAUCUCCAUCAAUAACAACAACAACAACAACAACAACAACAACAACAACAACAACAACAGUGAUGAGCAUGAUGAGAAGGAUGAUCCUGGGACUGAGAUUGCAUUUGUACUUGAUGGAUCUGGUAGCAUUGAAAGCGAAGACUUUAAAAGGGCAAAAGAUUUCAUCACAACUGUGAUGAAAAAUGUUUGGGAGAAGUGUUUCAAUUGCGAAUUUGCUGUUGUUCAGUAUGGAUCAAAAAUCAGAACUGAACUGUCAUUGAAUGAGAAAGACGGGCCAAAAGCUAUUGAAACGGUCAAAAACAUUGAACAGAUCGAAAACGCCACAAUAACUGCUUCAGCUAUUAUCUAUACAAUUGAACAUGUUUUUGUUCCUGAGAAUGGGUCCAAAGAGGACUCCAAGAAAAUCAUGAUAGUGGUGUCAGAUGGAGCAAUAUCCUUUUGGGAUAAGAAACAUUUGGAAAAAGCAAAGAAAUUGCUUGAAACAAAAAAUAUCACCAGAUUUGCUAUUGGGGUUGGUAAUCAAACCAAAAUAGACGAGUUGAAGAUUAUUAGCAACAGUGAGAGUAACCUGUUCUUGGUUGGUGACUAUAAAGCCUUGGAGGGCAUCCUCUCCAAGCUAAAGACCAGUAUCAUCAAAGGAAUCGAAGGAAUCAAGCAGGGGGAUGGCUUUCAAUUUCAACUUGCCGAGGCUGGAUUCAGUAAUCACAUUGCACUAGAUGGGUCCUUACUGUUCGGCGCAGUGGGGGCCAAUGACUGGAGUGGAGGAGUGAUCUUAAAACACCCCAAGGAGAAUAAGGUCACCUUCUUAAAUGGGUCAUCCUCAGAGCCAAGGUUCUCCUACUUAGGUUACAGUGUUGUGUCUGCCAUGGGCCCCUCAGGGACUCUGUACAUCUCAGGGGCCCCUCGUCACAGCCUGACUGGUGGGGUCUUUGUCUUUAUUGCAACUUCACACAAACUGCAGGAAAUACUACUGGGUGACCAGGUGGGCUCUUACUUUGGCUCUGUGUUAUGUGCCCUGGACUUUAACGGGGACACUAAGACAGACUACCUGCUGGUAGGAGCACCGUACUUCCACCAGAGAGGAGAGGAGGGCAGAGUGAUCAUCUUCAAGCUAAACCAGGCCCAGGGUAAGUUUGAUAAGGAGCCCUGGGAGUGGCAUGGGCUGGACAGCUACAUAUAUGCCAGAUUCGGUUCAGCCAUCUCUUCUGUUGGAGACCUGGACGGAAACGGAUACAAUGACGUGGCAGUUGGAGCUCCUCUGGAGGAAGAUGAGACAUGUGGCUGUUCUGGAAGCAUCUAUAUCUAUAACGGAGUCCAAGAAGGACUUCAGAGGGACCACUCUCAGAGAAUUAAAGCUGCAGAGUUUGAGAUGAAACUCCGCCACUUUGGCCAGUCUGUGAGUGCAUUCUCUGACAAAAAAAGUGCCGAUGGGAGGAGACAGCUUUACAUCAGUGUCGGGAGCCAAGGCACUGUCACUGUCCUGAAAACAAUCCCUGUCAUCGUCUUUAAACCCAAGCUGACCAUGAAGCCUAACACCAUCCCCACAUCCGCGCAGACAAACUCAAAAACCAAGAUGGAGCAGGUCACCCUGGCCAUCUGCUUCCAAGCACAAAGGGGAAAUAUUGGCCCUGGUGAAGAACUUCCCAUAUCUUACAACAUAGAUCUGGAUGCAGGUCAAAACAAAAAGCGCCUGUCUUUUGAGGACAAAGCAAAUGGGGAAGGCAUCUUCACUAUACUUUCUGAUACAAACUGCCUUAACCCCAUCAAACUGUUUUUUACGGGUUGCUAUGACUGCUUCUCACCGAUAGAGAUCAAGCUAAACUUCAAGUUGAAUACCACUGAACCACCUCUCCGCAUUCUGGAUUUCUGUACUCCCACAGAGUUCACAGAAAAGAUUCAAUUUGAGAAGGAGUGUGAGGUGAAAGACAAAUGCAGGGGAAACAUAUCCUUAUCUGAUUCAAGGCUGAGCAAGGAUAUGGUCAUAAUAGGAAUGACUCAGAACUUGAUGAUUGACUUCAAUCUGACCAACUUUGGGGAUAGUGCCUACAUGACAACACUUGUCCUGGCAUAUCCCAACAUGCUCCUUUUUAACAAGUUCACAAUGAAAAUGGAAGGGUCUGUUUGUGAGAACCAAGUUAAUGAGAAUAUUUCUUAUUUGAAGUGUCAUCUCUUACAUCCAGUCUUCAAGAAAAAUACCCAGGUACAUUUCUCCAUCUCCUGGCAGCUUGUGAACAAGAAAUCAGAGAUGCGAGAGGCUGAGAUCACAGCAAACCUCACAUGUGAGAAUGGUGGCACCCAGGUUUUGUAUUUUAAGACGUACCACUUUGGAAUAAAGAACGCUUUAAAGGUCCAACUGACUGGGGAGGCCACACCGAACAUUGUAAAACUCACGGACCAAGCCAUUGAGAAUAAAGACCUGACAUUUAAGUUUCAGCUUCACGGUGAGAACAAACACAAUGCAACUAUACGCGUUAACAUUACAAUAACAGCACAGGCACGUCACACCAAAAUUACAAUCAAGAGUAUUACACCUAAGGAGAGAUGUGGAAAUCCAGAAGUAAAUGCCUUCGGGGAGUAUCUCAUUCAGUGUUCAGUGACAGAUGUACAGGAAAUCACGGUUGAGGCUGAGGCUUCAAUCAGAGAGUUUUCGGGUACAUCUGAGAAAAUUACAGCUAAAGCCACUCUGGGAUUUGAUGAAGACCGAUUCGAAGCACUGGAAUUGAGAUCGAUGGAAUCAGUGGAGGUGAUGAUUAUCAAACUGGCAGUGGAGAAAUCAUUGCCCGUCAUCAUCGGAGGCUCCAUUGGAGGCUUUCUAUUUCUAGCGAUAAUCAUUGUCAUACUCGUUAAGUGUGGCUUUUUCAAACGACGCCAUCAAAAGGAUAUAGCAAUGGAUGCUGAGUGAUGCUUUGUCACUGGUAAGAUUAGUGCUGAAUGCUAAAUUAGCCUUUUGAAAGCUGGAGCCUUGUGUAACUUGGGGGAUUUUACCAUAAAACAAUAUCCAUGCUGGAUCUGCAUGGUGUUCCACUGAACUUUAGCCUUAGCAGCCAAAAUGCCCAUAAGAAAUUUGCAUUGUUGAGUGAUUUAAUGAGAACUUUGAAAUAUGAUAAAGCCAUGUGAUCCAAGAGACGCUUUGUUUUGAGUAUUUUGUAAAAUAUUGUUUUUGUAUUUUUUUGAGUAUUGUACAUUCAUACAUAUUCAGAUAAUUGACUUAGCCUACUGUGAUGACUGUUUUAAAAUAUUUUAUAUUGUACGGUUUUAUACAAAAUAUUACUCAAUUAGAAUAUAGCACACUUUUUAAAAAUUGACUCAUGUUUGUAUUAUGAGAACUUUGAAAUAUGACAGAGCCACAUGAUUGAUGAGCCACUUUGUUUUGAAUUAGUUAAGUAUUUUGUUACAUAUUGCAUAUUUCUACAUAUGGAGAUAAGUGACUUACACUGUGAUGUCUGUGUUUUUAAAGUAUUCUAUACGGUAAGGUUUACUAUAAAAUAUGACUCAUAUUUCUUGUGUACAUUUAUUAUUUACCUUGGUGUAAAUUGCCUCAACGUUUUAGUUUUAAAAUGUUUGCUCUAAAGAACUAAAUACAAAGAUUAAAUGAAAAAUAUUAUCUUGAAAGCAAAACAUGAUUUUUCUGUUCUAAAUCUCAACAUGCUUUGUAAAAAGGUUAAAUAAAGUCUCAGCUGCUGUUAAA